Molecule: messenger RNA, 918 nt
Organism: Aspergillus oryzae RIB40
Lineage: Eukaryota; Fungi; Ascomycota; Eurotiomycetes; Eurotiales; Aspergillaceae
Exons: 1
Coding region: 1-918 (305 amino acids)
Source: RefSeq, a predicted model, not a curated record
AUGAAAAUCGCACUCGCAGGCGUCGGAGACGUAGGCAACUACUUUAUGGAAGAAUUCAGCAGAUCCACACAUGAAGUCGUCCUCCUCACGAGCAAACACAAAAGCCACCUAGAUCGCCUACCCAUUGACCAACAGAUCACCGAUUACAGCGUCGAGAACCUCACACUGCACCUGCAGGACUGCGACGCCGUGGUAUCCACCUUCUGCGGACCUGAGGACAAAUAUAUCUCCGCCCAUCUUGCAAUUCCAGAAGCAUGCACCCGGUCUCCAAAAUGCAAACGCUUCCUGCCAUCAUCCUGGACCACCAACAUCGAAGACUUCGGAGACCAACCGAUCAUGAUCGCGCACUCACGAGACACAAUCUGGAAAGCCCUUCGCGCGCAACACGAGGUUAAAUGGACUAUGAUUUGCAACGGGUGGUUCAUGGACUACGUUGUGCCCGCCUCACAGCGGUAUCUCCGAGAUGUUGGCGUUGGAUGGGUGAUGGAUCACCAAAAUAAAGUGUUCGAGUUGUAUGCGGAUGGACAGCAGAAGGUUACGCUAACGUCUGUCCGGGACGUUGCUCGGGCGGCAUUGUCGAUAUUGGAGCAUGACGAGAUCGAGUGGAACGAAUUCACUCACUUCGGAGGCCAGACCUUGACAUACCUUGAAUUGUAUAAGUUGAUCAAGAGACGGGACCCGGAGUGGACAUUGAAGAAGUUGCCCUUUGCUGAGGUGAUAGAAAGGAUUACGUCGGGGAAGUUGGUCGGGGAGGAUGUCGACUUGGAGUACUUUAGAAUUAUGGGCUUUACCAAUUGCAACAAGGCUCCGGAGGAUAGGGCUUUGACGUGGGGGACGGGCUUGUUGGAGGGUCUGAGGGCUCGCGGUGUGGAGGAACUUCUGGAUGAGGCGGCUAAAGACGAGAAGGUGGUUCCUUGA